Stylonychia lemnae is the source of this 1053-nucleotide messenger RNA. The record is from the annotation of a GenBank genome assembly. Lineage: Eukaryota; Ciliophora; Spirotrichea; Sporadotrichida; Oxytrichidae.
AUGACAGAAGUAGCAAAACCAACAGGAGAAGUAAUCGCUCCAGUCUACGUGCUUGACUAGGGAAAAGUAGUAGGAGUCAAUAAAUACUGUGACAUCGGAGCAUUGAUGUUCGAGGACUGCUCUAGUUUCACAGAGAAGUCUGAGAAACAAAUUCUAGAGACUACCAAAAAGAAUCUAUGUCUGCUCUACAAAGAAUUAUUUGACUUGAAGAGAGAGCAAUUAGCUAAGUUGGGAGAUGAUGGUGAGAUUUUAGAAUAUACCAAGUCAAUGUUCAGUGUAAUGCUUCCCAGACCUAAGAUCAUUGUUCCAAGAGAAAAGCCUAUUCCAAAGGAGAAGCCAAUGACGAAAUGGGAGAAGUUUAGAUUAGAGAGAGGCAUGCCAGCCAGAUAGAAGAGAUCUAGAUUAGUGUUUGACCCAAUCUCAAAUGACUGGGUGCCUAGAUGGGGUCACAACAGUGCUAAGAAGAUUGAAGAGAAGCACAACUGGCUUAUGGUAGAUAAGGCUGCAGAUAAAGGUCAGGAUCCUUUCACUAAGAAGAGACAGGAGAGAAAGAUGGUAAUUGAGAAGGAGAAUUUGAAGAGAAUGAAGAACGACAUUUAUGCAGCCAAGCACAUGAAUGGAAACAAAAACGAAGGCCAGAGCACUUAGGUAUUACCAGCCAAGGGGGAUGGUAAAGUAAAAGACGAAGGACCAAGCAAAGAUCAGGAGAAAUAAGCCAUGAAAAAGAGAGAGAGAAAGGCUUUGGCAAAGAGUUUCUAGCUCGCUUAAUUGAGCACUGCUUCAAUGGGCAAAUUUGACAAGAAGAUUAGCAAGCAAGAGCCAGACGCCCCCAACUCGCAGAAAAUACUUAAGAAAAAGAGCAAUUCUCAGUUGGCUGAACUCCAGUAAAACCCCAAAAUGGAAAAAGAGAGAAGCAUGAAGAUUUUGUCAUGGAUGCAAAAGGCUGAGGAAGUUAAGUUUAGCACCAAGGCUGAUGCUCAUUUAGUUAACGCUGAUAAAAUUGUGCAAAACAAAAUAAAAAGAAAUGAGAAGAAGAAGAGCAAGGCGAAAUGA